CCGCGGCCGCUGGGGCCUCCUCCGGCAGCUCACCCGCAUCCCGGUUCUCUGCUUCCCUCCCUGCCUCUUCCCUGCACGAAGAUGGCCACGGACGGGCUGCACGAGAACGAGACGCUGGCGUCGUUGAAAAACGAGGCCGAAAGCCUCAAGGGCAAACUGGAGGAGGAGCGGGCCAAGCUGCACGACGUGGAGCUGCACCAGGUGGCGGAGCGGGUGGAGGCCCUGGGGCAGUUUGUCAUGAAGACCAGAAGGACCCUCAAAGGCCACGGGAACAAAGUUCUCUGCAUGGACUGGUGCAAAGACAAGAGGAGGAUGGUGAGCUCGUCGCAGGACGGGAAGGUGAUCGUGUGGGAUUCCUUCACAACGAACAAGGAGCACGCGGUCACCAUGCCCUGCACGUGGGUGAUGGCGUGUGCGUACGCCCCGUCAGGAUGCGCCAUUGCGUGUGGUGGUUUAGAUAAUAAGUGUUCUGUGUAUCCACUGACAUUUGACAAGAAUGAAAACAUGGCUGCCAAAAAGAAGUCUGUUGCUAUGCAUACCAACUACCUGUCAGCCUGCAGCUUCACCAACUCUGACAUGCAGAUCCUGACGGCAAGCGGCGAUGGGACGUGUGCCCUGUGGGACGUGGAGAGCGGGCAGCUGCUGCAGAGCUUCCACGGGCACGGGGCCGACGUGCUCUGCCUGGACCUGGCCCCCUCAGAAACAGGAAACACCUUCGUGUCUGGGGGAUGUGACAAGAAAGCCAUGGUGUGGGACAUGCGCUCCGGCCAGUGCGUGCAGGCCUUUGAAACACAUGAAUCAGACAUCAACAGUGUCCGGUACUACCCAAGUGGAGAUGCCUUUGCCUCGGGGUCCGAUGACGCUACGUGUCGCCUCUAUGACCUCCGGGCAGACAGGGAGGUCGCCAUCUAUUCCAAAGAGAGUAUCAUAUUUGGAGCAUCCAGCGUGGACUUCUCCCUCAGUGGUCGCCUACUGUUUGCUGGAUACAAUGAUUAUACCAUCAAUGUCUGGGAUGUCCUCAAGGGGUCUCGAGUCUCCAUCCUGUUUGGACAUGAAAACCGUGUCAGCACUCUACGAGUUUCCCCUGAUGGGACUGCUUUUUGCUCAGGAUCAUGGGAUCACACCCUAAGAGUCUGGGCCUAAUCAUCUCCUCACAAUACAUACUUUGAUACCCGAGGUUAGAAAUCAUCACAUGUAAACAGAUUUUGCUUUUAGGGGAUGUGAGAGAAUUUAUCGCAACUUAUCUUAAGGGAGCAACUCCAUGGCUGAAAGUUCACCAAACAUCUCCUAUAUUAUGAUUAAAACUGCCACCCCUGGAAAAUACCACUGUGAGCCUUCAACACUAGGAGAGCACCUUCAAGCACAGUGUUUUUGUUUUUGUUUUCUUCAUUUUGAACACUUUUUAAAAUUUAUUAAUUUUUAAGGUUAUUCUUAAUUAUACUACUCCCAACUCAUUCUAUUACCAACAGAAUUUAGCAUUUAAUAUAUUUCAUGUUAUUUCCUUGAGUCAAAUUUGUUUUCAGAGCACUUUAAAAUCUGACUUUCCUCAGUGUGCACUGUGACUUUUGGGACCUUUCUCUAGAAGUGUUGAUUUUAGUGGACUGGGUGAGGACUGUACUAAUUAAUCUGUUGUAGAAGAAAGUUCCAAUUCCAAAUGUAAUUAGACAAAAUCACUUUUUUUAAAUGUGUUUUUAUUGUAAAAGUAUCUUUUCCAGUCUUGCAUCACAUCGUCGUUUUUCAGAUAAAACAUUUUCAUCUAUGUGAACUGUUAUGAAUGAAGCACAGAUGGGCAUAAAAUGGACAGGAUGUUUAAUUUACAAAUUACAUGGUGAUGUGAUAUGAAUGUUAGCGCUUGGACGGAACAUUUUCUUUCAAGGGAAAAGCUGAAUGCUCUUUCUGACACAAAUGCUUCUCAGAGCAACCAAAACCUUCCCGUGUGGGAACACAGGACAGUAAACUUGUUUAAAAACCUAUCACUAGUGUUAGACAUGCUAGGAUUAGUAGUAUCCCCUCAGCCUAAAGUAGGUCUUGUCCACAUCCAUUGUGCUCCUAUUUAUUACAUUAUGAGGAUAAUUGCAAAUACAGAUUAAUUGAUAGGUCUCAAACAAUGACGUCUUUGUCUUAUA
Molecule: messenger RNA, 2126 nt
Organism: Pteronotus mesoamericanus
Lineage: Eukaryota; Metazoa; Chordata; Mammalia; Chiroptera; Mormoopidae
Gene: GNB5
Product: G protein subunit beta 5
Exons: 11
Coding region: 82-1143 (353 amino acids)
Biological process (GO): G protein-coupled receptor signaling pathway; G protein-coupled dopamine receptor signaling pathway
Cellular component (GO): heterotrimeric G-protein complex; cytoplasm
Molecular function (GO): signaling receptor complex adaptor activity; protein binding
Source: RefSeq, a predicted model, not a curated record